UCUUGCCUCAAGAGAUUGAGAGAGUUUGGAGCUAGCUACGAGUUGGUGUGACGGUGCAGACAAGUCCAGAUCAAACAUGCCCAAAUGCCCGAAGUGUGGAAAGGAGGUGUAUUUUGCUGAGAAAGUCUCAUACCAUGGAAAGGAUUGGCACAAAUCUUGUUUGAAAUGUGGAAAAUGCAACAAGACUUUGACAGCUGGUUCUUUCUCUGAACACAAUGGGCAGCCUUAUUGCAGCACACCCUGUUAUGGAGCUCUCUUUGGGCCUAAAGGAUUUGGACAUGGUGGGACUGAAAGCCACGCAUAUUCUUAAACACAAGGUUUACCAUUUGCAAUGACUGACAACAAGACCUUGGAAAGAGAAGAGGGAGCUCAGUUUGUGUAUUCUCAGCCAGAUUACAAUAACUCUUGGUAUCUGGAAUUGCACACAUACACUAGUAUAGAACCUAACCUUCUCACAGCCCACUACAGGGUUUGAGCAGGCUUGUUUGUAUAGAGUGAACAACCUGCCCAAUGUGUACACUUCCUUUUUAUAAAGGUAGCCACAGCGGCAGUCUUGGAGUGGGAUUGGGCUUGGGGAAAUUGAAUUACUUUGUGGAGCAAGGUGGGAGUUAGAGGGUAAUUCUACUCCUCUCCCAGAGAUCGCCAAAGAUGGUGGGAUUCUGGCAAUGUCAGUGUAACCUCAUUGCUCCCCAAUUACCAGGAGUUACUCACUUGUCAUCCUGAUUGGCUGAGAUGAUGGAUGGAUGAAAACUUGUUUCAAAGUCAGUCUGUAAUCAACUUGUCAUUCCUUUUCAUAGACACAAUAAAGGAUAUUCAUUCUUA
Molecule: messenger RNA, 822 nt
Organism: Chiloscyllium plagiosum (whitespotted bambooshark)
Lineage: Eukaryota; Metazoa; Chordata; Chondrichthyes; Orectolobiformes; Hemiscylliidae
Gene: crip1
Product: cysteine-rich protein 1
Source: RefSeq, a predicted model, not a curated record